GGGAGCCCCGGCCUGGCCUGCCGAUCGCGUCCCCUUCCCGCCCCGCCAGCCGCUGUCCAAGCUCGCCCCGUCCGCCUUUCUUUCUCCCGUUCCCGGUCUCUCUUUUUUUUUUUUUUUCCCUUUCCUCCCUUCCAAGAUGGCCGAAGUGGAUUCCCCCUCUUAACGAUUUGGCGUCUCCCUCGACCACCUCCUCUUUGUGCAGCAACCCCCUGCUAAGACCCUGCUCGCGAGGUGACACUUCCCAGUCUCCUCAGUCCUGACCCCUGGCAUCAUGCAUCGAACCACACGGAUUAAAAUCACGGAGCUGAACCCUCACCUCAUGUGUGCCCUCUGUGGGGGCUAUUUCAUCGAUGCCACCACCAUUGUGGAGUGCUUGCAUUCCUUCUGCAAAACCUGCAUCGUGCGCUACUUGGAGACCAACAAAUAUUGCCCCAUGUGUGACGUCCAGGUUCAUAAAACCCGACCACUCCUGAGCAUCAGGUCGGACAAAACCCUCCAGGACAUUGUCUACAAGUUGGUGCCUGGGCUUUUUAAAGAUGAGAUGAAACGGCGUCGGGACUUUUAUGCAGCAUACCCCCUGACGGAGGUCCCUAAUGGCUCCAACGAGGACCGCGGCGAGGUCCUAGAGCAGGAGAAGGGCGCUCUGGGCGAUGAUGAGAUUGUCAGUCUUUCCAUUGAGUUCUAUGAAGGAGUCAGGGACCGAGAGGAGAAGAAGAGUCUCAUGGAGAACGGGGAUGGGGACAAGGAGAAGACAGGGGUGCGCUUCCUGCGAUGCCCAGCAGCCAUGACUGUCAUGCACCUCGCAAAGUUUCUCCGCAACAAAAUGGACGUACCCAGCAAGUACAAGGUGGAGAUCCUCUAUGAAGAUGAGCCCCUGAAGGAAUAUUACACCCUCAUGGACAUUGCCUACAUCUACCCCUGGCGGAGGAAUGGGCCUCUCCCCCUCAAGUACCGUGUCCAGCCAGCCUGCAAGCGGCUCACCCUGCCCACAGUGCCCACUCCCUCAGAGGGCACCAACACCAGCGGGGCAUCAGAGUGUGAGUCUGUCAGUGACAAGGCUCCCAGCCCUGCCACCCUUCUGGCCACCUCCUCCUCCUUGCCCAGCCCUGCGACCCCAUCCCAUGGCUCUCCCAGCUCCCACGGCCCCCCAGCCACCCACCCUACCUCCCCCACUCCACCUUCGACCGCCUGUGGGACCACAGCUGCUACCAACGGGGGCACUUCGAACUGCCUGCAAACGCCAUCCUCCACCAGCAGGGGGCGCAAGAUGACUGUUAACGGAGCUCCUUGCCCCCCUUAACUUGAGGAAAGGGACCCUCUCCCGCAGCAGCCACCUCUCCCCCUCCCUUCUACUUUUUCUGGUCCCCCUUUUCCACCUUUGACUUUCCUGGUUCCUCCCAUCUUCAGAGUGGGAGGUGGGUUUUAUAAAUAAAUCUAUCUAUAUAAAUAUAUAUAUGUACAUAGGAAAAACCAAAUAUACAUACUUAUUUUCUAUGGACCAACCAGAUUAAUUUAAAUGCCACAGGAAACAAACUGUAUGUGUGUGUAUGUGUGUGUGAGUGUUUGUGUCUAGGAGGUCUUCUGUAGUUUGCUCUGCUCUUCUGGGGGUGGGGUACCUGGUGGUCUUAAGAGGCCACUGGAAGUAUUAGAGCCCUCCCCUGUAUUCAUUCCGCUUCCCAGGGCAGAGGGCAUGUUGGGUCUCCUAGCUGACCAGAUAAUGGGGUCCAUCUCUAAGCCCCCCCAUUGUUGAAUGUCCAGAGAAUUGCUAAGACAGUGCCUUUAAAAAGUGCGGUUUGUCCUCUGGCUGUGAGGAUCAAGUGGCCAUGGAGAAGGCAUCUCCCUCACCUGCUUGGACAGUGGGACCCUUGUGCAAACAAUAGAUGGUUCUACCUUUUUUAUCCCCGCCCCCCUUCUUUUUUUUUCUUUUUUCCUGUGUGUGGCCUUUUUGUCCAUCAUUUAUUCAGGCUGUGGGGAGACCCCAGCCCUGCAAAGUCUAUGUGUGACUUUCCUUCUGCCCUACCCUGACCCAGGAACCCCUACUAGCAAGACUGGCGGUGACACUUCAAUGGGGGCCUAGAGUGAAGGGUUGGGGUGUGGAACCCCGGACGAGCACAGACUUGAGUUCUGCCAAAGGCCAACAGCUUUCUAGUCCACUUCCCUUCCCCUAGCCGAGGCCAAACGGGGACAGGACAGAGGCAUUAGAAGCACAAGGAAAUCAAGUGGAAGCUGACCCCACUCUACCUAGCGGACCACCUACUAGGGGCCGACCUUGCUUACCUGGUUUUCCUCAAGUGUACAUAGAUGGGGAAAGGUGGGGGGGAGGAGACCAAGGUAUUGGCUCGAGUAUGUGAGGUCCUGAGCCCGUGGGGUCUCUUUGCACCAUGUCCUGAGUCUGAGGUUCUGUGACUGUACCCACCUGUCCUGGGUCAUUUGUAUCUCUUGGUUUUGUAAUAAAUGCUGCAUA
This is a messenger RNA of Chionomys nivalis (European snow vole), 2464 nucleotides long. It is a transcript of the gene Pcgf2, whose product is annotated as polycomb group ring finger 2. The record is from RefSeq and is a predicted model, not a curated record. Lineage: Eukaryota; Metazoa; Chordata; Mammalia; Rodentia; Cricetidae. Gene Ontology annotation, biological process: negative regulation of transcription by RNA polymerase II. The transcript has 10 exons. Gene Ontology annotation, molecular function: promoter-specific chromatin binding. Gene Ontology annotation, cellular component: PRC1 complex. Bases 272 to 1300 code for a protein of 342 amino acids.